Molecule: messenger RNA, 2281 nt
Organism: Protobothrops mucrosquamatus (brown spotted pit viper)
Lineage: Eukaryota; Metazoa; Chordata; Lepidosauria; Squamata; Viperidae
Gene: MAP7
Product: microtubule associated protein 7
Exons: 18
Coding region: 1-2187 (728 amino acids)
Biological process (GO): microtubule cytoskeleton organization
Cellular component (GO): microtubule cytoskeleton
Source: RefSeq, a predicted model, not a curated record
AUGGCGGAGUCGGCAGCCCCCGCCGCCGCUGCAGCCGCCGGCCACAAGCAGGGCGAAGCGUCUUCCGCUGCCGAAGCAGUAUCUGAAAACUCUAAAGCACCAGAUAAAAAAGUUGUCUCAUCCAGCCGGCCCUCUUCUGCCCUUUUAGGACAGGGCACUAAUCCUGCAGGAACCAAGACAGUACUAAAAGUUGAUGAAAGACAACGACUGGCCAGAGAACGAAGAGAAGAAUAUGAAAAGCUUUUAGUGGCAAGAGAAGCUGCUUGGCUAGAAAAAGAGGAGAGAGCAAGGCAACAUUAUGAAAAACAUCUGGAGGAACGUAAAAAGAAAUUAGAAGAGCAGAGGCUAAAGGAAGAAAGAAGGCGAGUUGCAGUAGAAGAAAAACGGAAGCAGCGAUUAGAGGAGGACAAGGAACGACAUGAAGCUGUUGUGCGCCGCACAAUUGAGAGGAGCCAGAAACCAAAAGAAAAGCCGAAUAGGUGGUCCUGGGGAAGUACACUUCAUCGUAGCAGCAGCGUUAAUAAUGCAGAUCCAGACAGGCGAUCUGUUUCAACAAUGAACCUUUCGAAACAUGUUGAUCCAGUCAUUAACAAGCGGCUCUCCUCCUCAUCUGCAACAUUACUAAAUUCUCCAGACAGAGCUCGACGUAUGCAGCUAAGUCCAUGGGAAAGCAACGUUGUUAGCAGGCUUCUGACACCAACUCAUUCAUUCUUGGCCAGGAGUAAAAGUGCAGCAACUUUAUCUGGAGAUGCAGCAUCUUGCAGCCCAAUCAGCCCUCUCUCCUUCAAGGCCAUAAGUUGCCAAAGUCCAGCAGACCGAGCAAAACUGUUUGGCACAGCCCCUGAGGUUAGACGGCGAAGGACCGCACAUUCAGCUGGGAGUAGCAGAAAAGGAAAGGAAAGGGGACUCUCAUCAAUUAAUAUUUCAUCUGGUAAAAAGAGAACUCGUUCACCAUCUGCCUUCAGAAAUAAACCAGCUGCUUGGCAUGCUUCCAGAUCAAUGUCCGCUCUGCCAGGAACACCCAGAAAGAUCAUUUUGCUACCUGGAUCAUCCAAAACACCUUCCAUUCAAGCUCGCCCUCCUUCCCCUGGCAACAUUCGUCCACCAAAAAAUGAGAAAAAGGAAACACUGCAGGAAUCUGAGAAGAUAACUGAACAAAAGUCUAAAAAAACAGCUUCAAGUCCCAAAGUAGCUAUAAGUGAAGAGCCUUGUAAACCAGAGUCUACUCAAAGUCCUGUUCCAGUCCUGCCCUCUGUUCCUUCAGCAGCUUCACCAUCUCCCAUCUGUAACAAACUUUCAGCGGGGACCACAGAUCCAGAAGAAGCAACCCGGUUGCUUAGUGAAAAAAGGCGACUCGCCCGGGAGCAACGAGAACAGGAGGAGGAGCGAAAAAAGCAGCAGGAAGAGACUGAAAGACAAAAGAAGGAGACCUUGGCGCAAAAGAUAGCUGAGGAAAGAGCGCGCCGAGAGGAGGAAGCUCAGAAGCAGGAGGCAGAAAGGAAGCAAAAAGAAGCAGAACAGGAACAGGAGGAGGAGGAGCUACGACGCUUGGCUGAAGAAAAGGAGGAGAAAGAAAGGAGAGAAAUGGAACUCCUUCAGAAGCAGAAGGAAAAGGAAACUCGGCUACGAGAAGACCAGAUCCGACUGGAGCGUGAAAAGCAUUUCCAAAAAGAAGAACAAGAACGCUUAGAAAGAAAGAAGCGUCUUGAGGAAAUUAUGAAAAGAACUAGGCGAUCAGAACCUGCAGAGAAGAAAUCAGAUGACCAACAGAAUGGAGUGAUAGUGAAAGAAAUAGCAGUGAGCGGCCCUACACCUCCGUUAAGCCCUGUAAUGGGUUCUCAGGUUCAGUGUAUGGCAGAAACUCCACGCAAUGGGGAAAUAGUAGUUCAUACACCUGUGCUCAUUUCUCACCAGUCCAGAGUAAAUUUAGACAGUAAUCUCAACCCACAAAAACAUCCAAAUGAAAAUGGAGUAUCUACUCAGGAUGAAAACUUUGAAGAGCUCAUCAGUUUACCCAUGGGAAAAAAACCUCCCAGAUUAGAUGCCAUGAGUCCUGAAGAGAAAGAUAGUUCUGACAUUCCUUUGACUCCCAUCUUGGCCUUUGAAGAGAAUGGGGCACGAGGGUCAUUGCCUCAGGUAGACAAUGUUCAAACGCCUCAGACAGCAGCAGGUGUUCAGAACAUAUAGGAGAGCUUCAGAGGGAACAGGAAUUGGCAGAUAUUAUUUCUCCUGUUCCACUCAUGAGACCUUUUUACAUGCAGUUCCAGUCGUCGCUCCCACG